AAGUGACAAACGGCGGCCUUUCGGAGAUCUCAAGAGUCCUGCCUGCCCCUCGAUGUUUCCAAAGUUGUCUCAACUCUUAAGGUGGUCUUAACCCUCUUCCCUUCCUUUCCUCUGCAACUCCCCAUACUCCUUUUUCCUGCACAAUAAUUCCCUUUCUUUUUUCCUCAUUGAUUUGCAGAUAAAAGAGGGAGCUUGUGUAGUAAUAAAGGUGUUAAAUUUGACCCAGAAAGAUAAAAAAUGGCGACCCUUUAUGCAACACAUUGUGGUUCGCAUUCUAAAGGGUAUGCAUAUUCUUCAUUUUCACCAAUAAAUGGGGUCCAGAAUCAGCGGUUGGCCUUCUCUUCUUCUUUUCCAUGGCGUGAUGUCUCUGCUAAAGCUAACGUUGUUCUUCAAUCUCGGAGAAAUUCCCAUCAAAAGGCUGUUCUUAUGCAAGAUGGUGCUGUGGCCACAACAGUGACCCCCAUUAAAAAUGAGACAACUUUGAAGAAAUCAAAUGAUGCAUCAAUGUCAAUUCCAUCUUUGGAGGAAUAUAAAGAUUUUGCAGGGCUGGAUGUCAAUGGAAAUGAACCAACUGUAAGUAUUACUGUGGUUGGAGCUUCUGGGGACCUUGCCAAGAAGAAGAUAUUUCCUGCACUGUUUGCACUUUAUUAUGAGGACUGUCUCCCUAAGCACUUCACUAUUUAUGGUUAUGCUAGGAGCAAGAUGACUGAUGCUGAACUUAGAAACAUGGUUAGCAGGACCCUUACCUGUAGAAUUGAUAAGAGGGAAAACUGUGAUGAAAAGAUGGAACAGUUUCUUAAAAGAUGUUUCUACCAUUCUGGUCGGUAUGAUUCUGAAGAGAACUUUGCACAGCUAGACAAGAAGCUCAGAGAGCAUGAGGGUGAGAGGGUCUCUAAUCGCCUCUUUUAUCUGUCCAUCCCUCCAAAUAUAUUUAUUGAUGCCGUAAGAUGUGCAAGCUCAUCAGCUUCCUCUGCUAAUGGCUGGACCCGAGUCAUUGUCGAGAAACCUUUUGGUAGAGAUUCUGAAUCCUCUUCUGCUUUAACAAAAGCCUUGAAGCAGUACCUGGAGGAGGAUCAAAUAUUUAGGAUAGACCACUACUUGGGAAAGGAGCUUGUGGAAAACCUAUCUGUUCUUCGUUUCUCGAAUCUCAUCUUUGAGCCCUUAUGGUCAAGGCAGUAUAUCAGGAAUGUACAGUUCAUAUUUUCUGAAGAUUUUGGCACUGAAGGACGUGGAGGGUAUUUUGACCAUUAUGGUAUAAUUAGAGAUAUAAUGCAGAACCAUCUGCUUCAAAUGCUAGCUCUUUUUGCAAUGGAAACUCCAGUCAGUUUGGAUGCUGAAGAUAUCAGAAAUGAAAAGGUCAAAGUUUUGCGUUCAAUGAGACCUUUGCAGCUUGAAGAUGUGGCUCUAGGGCAGUACAAGAACCACACAAAAGGAGGAGUUACUUACCCUGCCUACACUGAUGAUAAGACAGUGCCUAAAGACAGCUUGACUCCUACUUUUGCUGCAGCUGCUCUCUUCAUAGACAAUGCAAGAUGGGAUGGUGUGCCAUUCCUAAUGAAAGCUGGCAAAGCAUUACAUACUAAGAGGGCAGAGAUAAGGGUACAGUUCAGGCACGUGCCUGGUAACUUAUACAACAGAAACUUUGGAACCGAUCUUGAUCAAGCUACAAAUGAGCUUGUUAUAAGAGUUCAACCAGAUGAAGCUAUAUAUUUGAAGAUUAACAACAAGGUCCCUGGUUUGGGAAUGAGAUUGGACCGUAGUAACCUAAACCUUCAUUAUGCAGCAAGAUAUUCAAAAGAGAUUCCAGAUGCAUAUGAGAGACUUCUGCUGGAUGCAAUUGAAGGUGAGAGGCGGCUGUUCAUCCGAAGUGAUGAACUGGAUGCUGCCUGGGCACUUUUCACUCCUGUUCUGAAAGAAUUGGAAGAGAAGAAGAUUGUGCCUGAGUACUAUCCUUAUGGUGGCCGUGGCCCCGUCGGAGCUCACUAUCUAGCAGCCAAAUACAAGGUCCGGUGGGGUGAUCUCACUGUAGACCAAUAACUAGGAAAGCCUUCGAAAAGAAUGUUACUUGUAUUAGUGUACUCUGCAGUGUAUCUAAAUAAUUGUGAGCCGGUAUUUUGUUUAUAUCACUUUUAAGUCGUUUAGCUUUUGUCUGAGUGGAACCUUUUCUGUUUUACAAGAAAAAGAAAAAUGGUUGGCUAACUAGAGCUUGCCAUGUCGAUGCAAAAAAAUAUAGAGCAAAAUGAUUCACAAACAACUUUACCUUGUAACAGUUUCAUAUUUCUAAUGUGACAGUUAUAAACUUAUAAUUAUCUA
Rubroshorea leprosula is the source of this 2313-nucleotide messenger RNA. NCBI's taxonomy places the organism in Eukaryota, Viridiplantae, Streptophyta, Magnoliopsida, Malvales, Dipterocarpaceae. The record is from the annotation of a GenBank genome assembly.